GGCCACGGACGUCGUCGCAGUUGCCGCCGAGAUCUUUGCAGCCUUUCGCGAUCGCGAUUUGAGUCCGCUGCGCUUGGUGACGAGCGGCGAACGCCUCCAGCUCUACGUAGCCGUGACGUCGGCUUCGGUUUUCCCCGCGAUCGCCGCCGCGCUCCUCGCAUCGUCGGACCCGCAGCUCGUCUGCCUCUUCCUCGAGACGUACUUGACGCUGCAGUCGGACGUGGCACUUUCGACCGCCAGCACCUGGAUCCACGGAACCUUGACCAAGUUUGGUUGGGAACGUCUGCUAUCGCCAUUGCUCUCGCUGCUCGAUCGCUGGAGUCCGACGCACCUCGCACAAGCCUUUCAGCUCGUCGCCAGUCUUGCUGGCGUAGACCCGACGCCGGUCUGCGCCCGGCUUCACUCGCCCUUCCUCGGCGAGCUCGUGCGCGCUUGCUACGAGGCCUUGCACGCGCAGCUCACGCAGCGUCUGCGCGCACCGAUCACAGCGUACGCAGAGGCGACGUCGCUGUUGACGCGGAGCCUCCUGCUGGAACAGUACGUUCACGUCACGAGGUUCGAGGUCGUGGCAGGGACUUGGCUCUACGACCGGCUACCGACGGCGCUGCUGCAUGAGAUUGCUGCAUAUGGCGCAACCGACGCGUGCACGAUUGUGACGCUGGUGGCACAGCACCCGACGUCGUUUCCGCCGAUCGCAGUCGUGGCACCGGCCGGGUGGGCCGUGCGCAACGUCAAUCUCAAUCUCGGGUCGCUUUUGCCCGAUGUGGCGCGCAGCGGACCGCCCGCAGCGUUCGACAAUGCCGCGUGGGGCAGCGUCCUGCUCGUGGACGUCAUGACGGCUACGCUUUUGACCGCGCGAUGCGACGCGGUGGGAUGGAGUCCGGCCUUUCUUGAGGCGUGCUACGUCCACGCCGGCCUCGCGCUGCUGCCCGCGCUUGUCGCUGCGCUAUCGACGCAUCCAUCGCUAAGCGCAGAGGCGACUGUCGUAGCGAUCCUUCAGCGCGCGCCCGAGGUCCUUCGCAGCAACACACCGUCCGACACCAUCGGGCACCUCGCGCGGUACUACGCACAGCACGGUCGACCACAAGUCACGCCGCAGCGUCCACCAUCGAUGAGCGACGUCCAGCUGUAUCUGCUGCUGACGGUCCUCGAGGCAGUGACGUCGACGGACCAGAUUGACAUAUUGGUGGCCGGUGUGCUGCACGAGCUGGACGGCGCGCCGUGGGCCAUUCACGCGUCCCGUGCAGUGAUCUACCGCCUCUUCGCAUCGUUUUCGCAUCUUCUGCCGCCGCCUGCCCGGCUUCGCCUUGUCAACGCGUGCUUGGAAAACCACGUCACCGCGCUUCUAGUGCCGAGACGGGGGCUGGCCAUGGACGACCUCUACGUGGGGUGCGACUGCGUCGCGUGUACGAGGCUGCACCGUGAGCUCCUCACGUCCGACAUGCGCUGCCUCCUCACCAUGCAAGGAGUGGUCCCGCGCUGCCUACGUCAGCUUGUGCAUGAGCACAGCGACCGUCUGGUUCUCGAGCACGAGUGUGCGACCGGCUACCGCGUCCGCAAGACGCCGCUGAGCUUGGUGCAAACGACCAAUGGCCCCGACGGCGACCUGCGCCGCGUGAUGGCGCUCCGAGAGUGGAAGACAUUGACGCUGCAACCGCCGGUGAAGCGGCGCUGGUUCUGGCUCUUCUGACGACGGGCUGCAUCGUUGGUCGACCAGAGAUUGGAGUUUCUUCGAGUUGUGAGCACGAACCCGUCGUCCACUUAUUGUUAGUUAAUCAGUUAUAAAGUGUUAUGUAGUACUCGUCA
This is a messenger RNA of Saprolegnia diclina VS20, 1806 nucleotides long. RefSeq lists its product as hypothetical. The annotation marks the transcript as partial. The transcript has a single exon. The record is from RefSeq and is a predicted model, not a curated record. NCBI's taxonomy places the organism in Eukaryota, Oomycota, Saprolegniomycetes, Saprolegniales, Saprolegniaceae.